AUGGUACCCGACCUCGUAUCCAAGUUCGCGGCUGUGGGACUAUUCGACCUACCGGUACUGCGAUUCGGAGAGGGUCGGGGUGCGGAUCGUUACGUCGAGGGUGGACCGGGAGCCUUCGGCGAACGAGGCCGUCCCCUAAGCCACGGAUCCGUCCGGCGGACCUGCAGCAUAGAGAGCGAGAUUCGGAUCGGGACCUGGAUAAAUGUGAGGGCGGAGGUCCCCGAUUGGAAUCUAUAUGACGGGCGCGUGGUGGGGCUAUCGUCAAUAUUCAUCUUCCCAUCGGUAGCCCCUGCAUCUGUCAUCUUCAAUCGUCAAUCGCCCGUGAGUAUACUAUCGGAAAGAAGAUUAGGGAUUUUAUCAGCGAGGGUGAUAGUUGCUGAUGAGAGUCAAGAGAGAAGAAGUUUAGGGAUUUUGACCGAAAUUACUUUAUGGUUUUGA
This is a messenger RNA of Linum trigynum, 438 nucleotides long. Lineage: Eukaryota; Viridiplantae; Streptophyta; Magnoliopsida; Malpighiales; Linaceae. The record is from the annotation of a GenBank genome assembly.